Molecule: messenger RNA, 1353 nt
Organism: Priapulus caudatus
Lineage: Eukaryota; Metazoa; Priapulida; Priapulimorpha; Priapulimorphida; Priapulidae
Exons: 6
Biological process (GO): transmembrane transport
Molecular function (GO): transmembrane transporter activity
Source: RefSeq, a predicted model, not a curated record
UGUCACGUCACAUCGACAUGCAGGUACUUCUCCCAGAAGCAACUACUGGACAGAGUUCCAAGCUUCUUCCUUGUGUUCGGUGGUAUAUACGCUGUCAUCCAACUCAUUGGCUGCUGCCUGCUGUUCAGCGCGCCACCUACCGUCGCUUUGAAUGAGGAGAAAGAGGAUGAGGAGAAGAAACCACUGGUAGAGAAUGGAGAGCAAAAGAAACCAUUAGUAGCGGAAGCGUCCUCAGUGGGUAUAGACGUUCCACCGCUGGCUGUACUGAGAACUCGCUCCUUCUGGACUCUAUGGAUCAUCAUUGCUACCGGUGACCAAGGCAUUUUCUUUGUCGCCAAUCUCUACAAGGUAUAUGGGCAGACGUUCAUCUACGAUGACAAGUUUCUCGCACUGGUGGGUUCGUUGGCAUCUAUUGGGAACUCGCUGGGGAGGAUAAUGUGGGGAAUCGUCAUUGAUAAAUCAACGUUCAAGACGUGCAUGAUCUGCCUGAACGCGGGUCUGUUUGCCCUCGUCAUGACACUCAUUGCCACGCCGCACGGGGGCGCCACUAUGUACGCCGUGUGGAUUAGCGCCAUCUACCUGGUGUUUUCGGGACUAUUCAUCCUCAUACCGACAGCGGUCAGUCGCUGCUUCGGCCAAAAAUAUUUCGCCAUCAACUUCGGAUUGGUUUUCAGCGCAAACGCAAUAACCACACCAAUAGGGGCGCUCCUGGCAUCUCUACUCCUAGAUCCCUUGGGUUGGUUCGGAAUGUUCAGUCUAGUGUCGGCAUGUGUGCUUGCAGCAAUGGCGUUUACGUUUACAUUCAAUGGAAAGCGAGCUGAUGGGAGACCGGUGUGACGUCAUUAAACGCCCGCGCCACGUCGUGAGUGUCAUGGCGACUCAUCAUGAAAAACGAUUCGGCACGUGUAGAAACGGCGAGGCGUUGAAAUCCAGGCACCCGCAUAUACCAUUGCCAAUAUCGCGCGCGUUACAGCUGACUAGAGGUAUACUCGUAAAUCUACUCUGUAAAUGUUUGACUAGUAAAUUGCAAUCUCCGGGAACAACAAUAAGACAAUAAAUUUCGAGUGCCGAUUGCAAAGGUCCAAUGAUCGCGCGAAGUACCCCCAUGCCCGAUGCCCUAAUAUCCCCUAUAUCAUAUCCGAUAACUAUAUAUACUAUAUAUACUAUAUAUACGAAAUAACGACGCCCUCUUUGGGAAUUGUUGCUAGAAUGGUUAAGUUCACCCAAUGUAGUCGCGUUUUUCACGGGUGCACGCCAAAUUGUCGACUUUGCGGCAGGGUCGUAGCUACCAUUAGGCAAUAGGAGGCAAAUGCCUCCUACAAAAUUUCUCAAAAAAAUUAAGCGGGCCCCAUA